ACCGGCCUUUUCUUAAUUUCGGACUUUCAGCUGAUAAUUGAUCAUCCUCCGUUCUGUGCAUUCUGGAUCUCAAGGUCUUCAAGGCUCUCAUGCUUCUACGAACUUCCUUGAUAUUCUUGGGUACAAUUGUAAUUAUCAUUGCACAUUUCCAAUUUCGCAGUCUUGGGCUCUAAAGCAGGUAAUUGUACAUCCAUCCAUCUAUCCUAAUACGACCGUUCAUGCACGCCAUGCGAAACACAAAGACGUUACUUUUCUAUCCGCGUGUACGCACAUUUCAUUCUCGCCAUUGCUGACGACUACCCUUCGCCGCAUUUAAGGCAACUGAUCUAUAGAUAAUGGAUCGCAUCGCAAUGGACAAUCCAACCGAGGAACUGAUCCACGUCAAAAAAGUAUGGGAUAAUAUGAAAGGGAACAGUCCCAUCUACGACUUCCUUCUCGCAGAUGUUGAAAUUGUAUCGGCUACAAAAGGUCUAGUUGUUUCCCGCUUGACUGUGGGAAGCAAUCAUGUCAAUUCUCGAGGUACUAUUCACGGCGCUGUGAGUGCAAGUUUGGUCGACUGGUCUGGGGGUCUUGCUAUAGCUUCACAUGGAUUGGAAAAGUCUGGCGCAAGCAUAGACAUUCACAUCAGUUAUAUUGGAACCGCUCAUGUCGGAGAUGUCUUGAAUAUUGAGGCAACCGCGUCAAAGGUUGGACGAUCAAUUGCCUUUACCACUAUUAGAAUCAGUAAGCUAGUCGAUGGCCAACCAGGACCUAUGGUAGCGACGGCAUCACAUACAAAAUACUUAACUGCCAAGUAAGGAGAGUGGGCAUAUGGUUAGUAGAAAGAAUGGUAGGAAAUGCGAAUGGUAGAACAUAGACAGAGGUCUCAGGGUAUAGAAUAUUAAUGCCGCCAUCUUCUUGAACAGUUAGAGGGUGACAUGGGAUACAAACACUAUGCAUGUUUGUUCCCUUUUGAAAAGUAUAAACGGAGCUUGUCUUAUUUUUAUUGAGAUUUUAGAUUUCAGAUCAUUACAUGAUGUUGUGUUGUGUGGUAAGUGUAGUUUGGAAGACCUGGUGGACUACAAAGCCGAGCAAAUU
Molecule: messenger RNA, 1077 nt
Organism: Sclerotinia trifoliorum
Lineage: Eukaryota; Fungi; Ascomycota; Leotiomycetes; Helotiales; Sclerotiniaceae
Source: the annotation of a GenBank genome assembly